CCACCCUACCCAUCGCUGUCCAUAGGACCGUAGCACCAAAACAAAGAGCAACCCAUCAUAUCGUCACUUCCCUAUAUAUUACCGGAAGAGAGAUCCCAUUUUCGCCAGAUCAAUUUCCACCAGAUCCAGAAAUACUACCUCAUCUCCCUCUCCAUACCCAACAAUGGGCUUCCCAUCAAACGGCAACGCAUCAGAUGCCGACAAGCCACUUAAGUUCCUCAUCUACGGUCGAACUGGUUGGAUCGGUGGUCUCUUGGGUAAGCUCUGCGAGUCUCAGGAUAUCGACUACACCUAUGGCUCCGGUCGCCUCGAAAACAGAGUCUCUCUGGAAGCUGACAUAGCCACCGUCAAGCCUACCCAUGUCUUCAACGCCGCCGGUGUCACUGGCAGGCCUAACGUAGAUUGGUGCGAAUCUCAUAAGGUGGAGACUAUUAGGACCAAUGUGGUCGGGACGCUUACUUUGGCCGAUGUUUGCAGAGAAAAGGGCCUGAUUUUGAUUAAUUAUGCUACUGGUUGUAUUUUCGAGUAUGACUCGAAUCAUCCUCUCGGGUCAGGUAUCGGGUUCAAGGAGGAGGAUACUCCGAAUUUCAUUGGAUCCUUCUAUUCCAAGACUAAAGCUAUGGUGGAAGAGUUGCUCAAGAAUUAUCAAAAUGUUUGUACUUUGCGAGUCAGAAUGCCAAUUUCAUCUGAUUUAUCUAAUCCCCGUAACUUCAUCACAAAGAUCACUCGAUAUGAGAAGGUAGUCGACAUUCCAAACUCAAUGACAAUCUUGGAUGAGCUGCUUCCCAUUUCCAUAGAGAUGGCAAAGAGAAACCUUACUGGAAUCUGGAAUUUUACAAACCCUGGUGUGGUCAGCCACAAUGAAAUUUUAGAGAUGUAUAAGAAUUAUGUUGAUCCGAACUUCACAUGGAAAAACUUCACUCUUGAGGAGCAGGCGAAAGUAAUAGUUGCGCCAAGGAGCAAUAAUGAGCUUGAUGCAUCCAAAUUGAGUAAGGAAUUUCCUGGAAUGUUACCAAUAAAGGAGUCCCUUAUCAAGUAUGUGUUCAAGCCAAAUCAGAAGACUGCUACUGCAUAAUGUCAUUAAGUUAUAGCCCGAAUGCCUGCCGUUAAGGGCUCUCUUGUUCUGCUUCAAGACAAUGAGAAUGACAAAAUGGUUCUUGAAUUUUAGGCUUCAAUUUUUUUUCCCUUACCUUUUGCUAUUUUUUUACUUCCUGCUCGUGAGGUUAAUGUGAUGCCUUAUAGGUUCCUGUUCCCAAAUCACACAUGAUUGCAGCUAUUGAUAUUUGAAUGUUGUAUUUGUAACUUGAUCGUCAAUAAAUUAGUUGGAAGUGAUUUAUCAGGUUAUAAAUAUUAUUUUUGAGAGUUUAUUAUAGUUGUAUGACAACAGCUUCAUUAUUGGCAAGUAAUAGGAUCUGUAUUGAUAAUUUGAA
Messenger RNA from Jatropha curcas, 1430 nucleotides. RefSeq names its product nucleotide-rhamnose synthase/epimerase-reductase (gene NRS/ER). The record is from RefSeq and is a predicted model, not a curated record. Lineage: Eukaryota; Viridiplantae; Streptophyta; Magnoliopsida; Malpighiales; Euphorbiaceae. Gene Ontology annotation, biological process: S-adenosylmethionine biosynthetic process. Gene Ontology annotation, molecular function: methionine adenosyltransferase regulator activity. Gene Ontology annotation, cellular component: methionine adenosyltransferase complex.